Capra hircus (goat) is the source of this 4052-nucleotide messenger RNA. RefSeq names its product phosphate regulating endopeptidase homolog, X-linked (gene PHEX). The transcript has 10 exons. Gene Ontology annotation, cellular component: plasma membrane. Gene Ontology annotation, molecular function: metalloendopeptidase activity. Gene Ontology annotation, biological process: protein processing. NCBI's taxonomy places the organism in Eukaryota, Metazoa, Chordata, Mammalia, Artiodactyla, Bovidae. Bases 105 to 908 code for a protein of 267 amino acids. The record is from RefSeq and is a predicted model, not a curated record.
UCCUGUGAUUAUUAAUGACUUAAGUGCUGAAAUUCUGACAUCAUUUUUUUUCCUUUUUAUAGGCAAGAGCUGUUUUGGCAAAAGUUGGCUAUCCUGAGUUUAUAAUGAAUGAUACUCACAUUAAUGAAGACCUCAAGGCAAUCAAGUUUUCAGAAUCUGACUACUUUGGCAACGUCCUGCAAACCCGCAAGUAUUUAGCACAGACUGAUUUCUUCUGGCUGAGAAAAGCUGUUCCCAAAACAGAGUGGUUUACAAAUCCAACGACUGUCAAUGCCUUCUACAGUGCAUCCACCAACCAAAUCCGAUUUCCAGCAGGAGAACUCCAGAAGCCUUUCUUUUGGGGAACAGAAUAUCCUCGAUCUCUGAGUUAUGGUGCUAUAGGAGUAAUUGUUGGACAUGAAUUUACACAUGGAUUUGAUAAUAAUGGUCGAAAAUAUGAUAAAAAUGGAAACCUGGAUCCUUGGUGGUCUAUGGAUUCAGAAGAAAAGUUUAAGGAAAAAACAAAGUGCAUGAUUAACCAGUAUAGCAACUAUUAUUGGAAGAAAGCUGGCUUAAAUGUGAAGGGGAAGAGGACACUGGGAGAAAAUAUUGCCGAUAAUGGAGGGCUGCGACAAGCUUUUAGGGCUUACAGAAAAUGGAUAAACGAUAAGAGGCAGGGAGUUGAGGAGCCUCUCCUACCAGGCAUUGAAUUCACCAACAACCAGCUUUUCUUCAUGAGUUAUGCUCACGUGAGGUGCAAUUCCUACAGACCAGAAGCUGCUCGAGAACAAAUCCAAGUUGGUGCUCACAGCCCCCCUCAGUUUAGGGUCAAUGGUGCAGUUAGCAACUUUGAAGAAUUCCAGAAAGCUUUUAAUUGUCCAUCCAAUUCUACAAUGAACAGAGGCGCAGAAUCCUGCCGACUCUGGUAGCAGGACUGUUGGUUCCUGCCAUCCUGAGAGAGCUGCGUGGUGCUCAUCACCUACUGCUUUAGGCCUAUGUUCCCCUGAAGAUGUUUAUUGUAACGCAUCUUUGGUAUUUGGGUAUUGCUUAGAUCUAAACAUUAUUCAAAGUUGUAAGACUUAAAAAAAAUGGAAUACAAAAAAUCGAAUCACAUAUGUUUCUUUAGAAAGCCAAUUAAGUCUCCAGGCUGCUUUUGUUAAAAUGUUGUUUGCUGAAUUGUUGCUGUUGUCCAGUUUAGUGUAUAAGUUGCAGCUAAGUGGUAGGUACCAUUUUAAUCUACAGCUUUGCAGGGGCCCUAUAGGUAGAAUAUAUCCAGAAAAAAAAUCAGCCUAUUACACUAGCAACCCUCAGUGGUGUGGACAUGUGCGAGGCUACCUGGGAGGUCUUCCUGUACUGUCUGAUUUCCUGCACCAUCCCGUCAUAGCAUUGAUUAACUCUAAGGUGGUUAAGUCAGAAAUAGGUUGAAUCCUUAUUUGACAGUAUUUGAUGAAGUUCUGGCCUUCAGCUUUGGAGUCUCUUGGGAUGAAAACACGCCUCAUAGCCUGUAUCUGAUGUAGCCCACUGCCCUGUUCAAGUCAUAAUGAACAAAGCUGGCUGAAAAGACUGCUUGGUGAAGGCUUGAGUUUAUCAAAUAGUAAGACAAGGCUGUAUCUGUAAGCCCCAGAAGAAGUCAAAACUCCUAGUCAUGCAACUGCAGGCACAGUAGGAAACAAAAUCUCCAAAAUUUGAUCUAUUCUGUUCAAACCUUGGCAAUUAAGUCGUCUGCUAGAUGCUUCUCUUCAGUCUAAUUUCUGGUUGUCUUGUUAUCCUCAUAUAUGUGCAUUCUCCUGUUUCUGAAAUGAGUAGGCAUAAAAAAAAUGAUUUUCUAAUUCCCUAUUAGGAACGUAUGGCUUUCCUUCCCCUUGAGUGCAAAGGGACAAACCCCACAUUGAGGCUCAGUUACCUCUUUUAAAAAUCCUUUUUGAAAAAUUUCUUGAUUAAAGACAUGUUAGAAUCUAUUGACUGAAUUUAAACUUCCCUGCAUAGUCCAAAGAAACAUAAUGUUUACUCUUCAAGACUUCUUCUAAAGAGUUUAUAAGAAAAAGCAUUACUAUGUUUUCGAUCCUCAGAACUCUGUCCUUUCAAGGAAACUAUUCCAUGUCUUAUUAGAGAGUGUGUCUGCAGGAUAAAAUUGUAACAGCCUUAAAGUGCUUACCUGGCAUUUUUGCUUUUUGAAAUAGCCAUCCCCCCUUCCCAUUAUUCCUUGUACGUGUGGUUCUAGGUUAAGCUGGUCAAUAGGAAAAUCUCAAAAGCAUAAUGACAAAUUCAGGCUAACCAUAGGAAGCCAUUUUACAUCCCUGGGAUUUGUCAUUAAACAAUGUGUGUAUGUGUGUGUGUGUGUGUGCGCGCACACACUAUGUCCUUUUGUAACUAUGGGAAUGUAGGGGAGAAAAAUGCAGGGGCACCAUCAUGAGGAAAACAAUUUCAGUGCAUUCAUCAGUGGAGAGUGAUUUUCCCCUUGACUUCCUCCUCUCUGAAUCGAUAAACUCCUGAAGGGCAGCUACCUUUUCCGCCUUAACCAUGACUUGAUAUCACCUUAGUUUGCAUUUUCAAAAAAGCAGUUAAGGGUGCUGGAAACCUCCAUGUCUUUUCUCUAGAGGAAUCAUUCUGAUUUAGUUUAGACUUAGAAGAUUCUCCUUGUUUCAUUCCUAUAUCUGGACAUUUAAAAUCAGCUGAAGUUUUUAAGGCUUACAUAAACAGCAUAUUAAACACAUUCCUGCCGGUCAGAGAAAGUGUUUGAUAAAAGCGUAGAAUUAUGGCUUUGGAAAUGGGACUUGUUCAGUCACUUAAUGGUUUAGGAAAACUGGUUGGUGAACAGUUGAGGCCUGCACAGUUUCUAAGUGAUAUGGCUACUUGUCUUGACUAACUUUACUUGAUGUAACUCAAUUAUACUGCAAGCUGUUGAUAGGAUGGCUGUUGUUAAAAUAGACCUAAAGUAGCUCAAAUCACCACGACUUGCUGGAACAAUUUUCUAGAUUGAACUUCCAAAUUCAUGUUCCUGUUCAGAUUUUCAGAGUACAUUCUUAUUGUCCCUUCUUUUCAAUACAGACUAAUAGAAAAGAGUCAGACACCGAUUAAGUGGUGUAAGGAAGAAGGUAAAAUGUGACUGGAAAUCGGGGGAGGGGAAAGGAGAAGCUGGCCUAGGAAUGUGACUCUGAAGAGAAUCCAGGAUUUUGGCAGUUCUUGCUAAGCACAUCCACUGGAGGAGAGCCAUAAAAUUUUACAAAAAUAAUUAUGCUAAAUUAAAAGGAAAUUAAGUAUUGGAUCUCAGACUAUGACUGCCAUAGCACACUUCUCUGAUUCAUAUACCAGGUAUUCUGCCAGUGAACUAUUGCCUGGGAAAUGGAAGGCAUUAGGUUUUUGUGAAAUUCUCCUGGUUUAGACAAGGUUCUUAUGUGUAUAAAAUGGUCUUGUUUGGCUAAUUGCCCAAAGUUUGUUGAGCUUUUUACCAACCACACAGCACUGGCCUCCUAUUUCCAUUUUUUCCUUUUAUGAGAUGGAGUUGGAAGUGACUACUGCAAGCUCAGGAUUCAUAAAUUAUCCUUAAGUUUAUUCAGUGCCUUUCCUCAAUGGAGCUUAAAGCAUAGCACAUAAAUUUUAUCUUAUUUAGCCCUAGAGCAUCACUAAGAAGCAACUAGGAACUGCAGCUUGCCACAUAGGUUAUGCUUGUACCAGAUCAGUGGAGAGGUUUAAGAUUGCUUCUUAAGUACCCCAGAGUCAGGAGAGUUAAAGCCUUUGUUCUUUGGGCUGCUUUCCUUUGCAUUAACCUUCAUCCCUUAGGUCACCCCAUUUCUGAAUACAUUUGUUCCAGCAGUAUUUCUAUAAUUACUUAGCAUUUGAUAGACUUCUUCCUUGAUAUUUUUAACAGUAUGUCUCAGUUACAUAUUAAAUUAUGGAAGAAUAUAUGAUUAUUUCAAGCAACGACAUUCUCAUUGCCAGUGGCAGUGCCCCACUGGUUCAAAGAAAGGUGUUCUUGGAUUAUGCAUUUCAUAUCUAAAUGGCCUUUGUAUUUUCUUCCCUUACUUGUGAAACAAUGUGAACGAUAGUUUUAAGGGCAAUAAAAAGUUGAAGAU